Funneliformis geosporum is the source of this 175-nucleotide messenger RNA. The record is from the annotation of a GenBank genome assembly. Lineage: Eukaryota; Fungi; Glomeromycota; Glomeromycetes; Glomerales; Glomeraceae.
AAAUGAAAGUUAUCAACUUAAUUUCAUGUCGACUUUACAAGAUGAAGAAGGAAGAGUAUCUUCGGAGGAUACUAUAAAUUUAAUUCAUAAGUCUUGUAUUACACCGUCAUCGUCGGAACGCAAUUCUAUCAGCGAAACUAUAAAUUUCGCGAGAAAGUUAACUGGAAUGAUCUGA